AUGGCGAACAUCUACAAGGGACAGGAUCGCCCAGAAUCGGACUUUGACCCGUUCCAGAACGUGAAAGCAAGUAAUUUUGACAGCGAUCCAAAUCAGAACAGAAGCCGGUCACAAUCAUUUCUGACCCCGAAAAAAUCUUUGCACCCAUUCAGCCGAGAUUUCAUUGAUUCUGUCUGUACCGUUGUCAACAAAGACCUGUUGUACUGCAAACUGUUUUAUUUAUUCUUCUUUGGGGCGUUUGGUUCGCUUUUUCCUCUACUGGCAAUAUAUUUUAAACAACUGGGAAUGAAUGCGUCUCAGACAGGAUUACUAAUUGGUUUCAGGCCUUUUAUAGAGUUUUUAAGUGCUCCAUUCUGGGGCUCUCUCGCUGAUAGAUGGAGGCGAGGUAAGGAGAUGUUGCUCUUCUCCAUUCUCUGCUGGAUCGUCUUCACCGUGGCCAUCGCGUUUGUCCAACCUCCGGCUCACAAAUGUCUCACCUUCAACGGCACCCACAACAUUCUUGAGGUCCCUAUAGGGCGACGACGACGGGAUAACCCAAUGCACGCAACACCUGUGUACCACUUUUCUGAUAACGGAAUGUUAACGUCAGACGGAGUUCCAAAUCUGAAUCCUGAAAUAAACAUUCAUAACAACGACCAUAGAGCACUGCUGAAAGAUUUUGCAUCUGAUUCAUACAACUUGUAUAAUCACCAUCAAUCAUCGAAGGAUGCAAAUUUACCUUCACAUUUAGAAUUGGGGCGGUCAAUAGUUCUCCCUGCUGACUUGACUUCCUUCUACAUCCACAACCGUUACAAACGAGGAUACCAGGAGAUUGACCCCAGUAAGAUUGCCAAUGUCAAUGUCUCAGAUGUCAAGGGCUUGUUGUUUAACCAACACAGUGCGGUUGUCUAUCAGGAGGGCCAGGUCAAGCACGCAUUCUUUAUUCUUUUGCUACUUGUGAUUAUUGGCGAGUUCUUCAGCGCUCCCGCCGUGACCUUCGCCGACUCCGUGACCUUGUCAUUUCUGGGCGAGGACGUGCAGAAUUAUGGACGACAGCGGAUGUUUGGUUCUAUAGGCUGGGGUUUGGCCAUGUUUUUUGUGGGCAUGGCACUGGAUCACUCAACCACGUUUCCGGACCAUCCCUGUGGUAAAGCACACAUCAGGGAGAAAAACUACACAGUGUGUUUCGCUGUCUUCUGCGUUUUGAUGAGCUGUGCCUUUCUGGCGGCGCUGCAGUUUCGCUUUGACCACCACAGCCAGGACCUGAAGUUGUCUGAAGUCCCAGGAAAGGUCAAGAACAAGGUGAAAAAGAUCAUCUCAGGUCACAGAAAGAUAGACAGAGAAAGACUUGUGGAGGAAUACUCUGAUGAUGAAGAGUUGCCCACAAAGAAGUACGAAGAAGAGCUUGGAAACAAUGCAGAAACAGAAAAGAAACAAGAAGACAUAAAUCUCAAAAUAAACCCAGUGGUUGGCAGUGACAUGGUCACCGACGCCCUGAAAGCUCCCGGGGCAAAGGUAUAUCCUGGUCGUGGGUUUGGUGGUGUGACGGGCGCCAUACCCUUUGGAAGCGCCGAGGCCAGUUACUCAGACCAGCCCUUCUUUGGCAAGUGGAUCGCUGUGAUGAAGUUGUUGGCUGCUUAUGAGUAUAUAUCAGUGCUCAUCAUUGCCUGGUUCAUGGGUUUCGGCAUUGGAAUUAUCUUCACGUUCCUCUUCUGGCAUCUUCAAGACUUGAACGGCUCUCCCACCCUGUUUGGUGUAGCCUCAGUGAUCAACCACAUCUCCGAGCUGUUUGCAUAUUUCCUGACUGGGUCGUUCAUCAGCAAGUAUGGGCAUGUCAAAGUGCUGUAUGCUGGGCUGGCCGGAAAUGUGGCCAGGUUUAUGUACAUCUCGCUACUAACGAACCCUUGGUGGGUGCUGCCUUUUGAAUUUGUACAAGGGCUGACCCAUGCAGCCGUGUGGGCUGCCUGCUGCGCUUACAUCACCCAUGCCAUCCCGGUAGAGCUGCGAUCAUCUGCCCAAAGUAUUAUACAGGGGCUCCAUCAUGGGCUUGGCAGGGGCUGUGGGGCUGUGUUUGGUGGGCUGAUGGUCUAUAAAUACGGGAGUGUGGUCACGUUCCGUAUCUAUGGAGUCUUCUGCAUCAUCGUGCUGGCUGCGUAUAUGGCUGUUAACGUUCUCCUUCAGAGAAAAGGUAGAUUUUCCCACGGAAGUCACGUGCCACACGAACUGUUUGAAGACACAGCUCACCUGGCCCCACACGGUGUUCCUUCUGGAGCAGCCAUCGAUUUGACCGGCAAGCGUUUGACAGGAGAGCCACAGCAAGGUGAGAACAUCUGGCUUCAUCCGGGCUCAUCUGG
Candidula unifasciata is the source of this 2333-nucleotide messenger RNA. Lineage: Eukaryota; Metazoa; Mollusca; Gastropoda; Stylommatophora; Geomitridae. The record is from the annotation of a GenBank genome assembly.